CAUUGACACCGAUCAGCACUUUAUAUCGGAAUUUAAGCGCUUGUAAGACACAGUAAAGAGAAGCAGGAGGUUUAAAUCUGCUGUUUGUUUAUUAAUCUGCUUUAUCGCUUUGAGGCUCGAGAGGACUUUUCGACACAGUGGUAAAUAAUGGCAUUUUUGGGCAGCGCGUGCCGGCUCCUACAGUUGGUCAGAUGCGGUCCGCCGGUCAGUUUGUGCACGAGUGUGUCUCUCAGAGGACAGUCGACAGCAGCUGCGUUUGCCAGUUCACCCGCUCCAGAGACACACGAGAGCAGCAGAAAACCCAAAACAGGGAUCCUGAUGCUGAACAUGGGCGGCCCCGAGAAACUUGAAGACGUUCAUGAUUUCCUCCUUCGGCUCUUUUCGGACACAGACCUCAUACAACUUCCUGUGCAGAAUAAACUCGGCCCGUUCAUUGCCAAACGACGCACCCCAAAGAUCCAAGAGCAGUACAGCAGGAUCGGAGGAGGGUCACCCAUCAAAGCCUGGACCACCAUGCAGGGAGAAGGGAUGGUUAAACUCCUGGACGAGAUUUGCCCUGAGACGGCUCCUCAUAAGUUCUAUAUUGGUUUCCGGUAUGUUCAUCCGCUCACUGAAGAUGCUGUAGAACAGAUGGAGAAAGAUGGUGUACAGAGAGCCGUCGCCUUCACACAGUAUCCACAGUACAGCUGCUCCACUACAGGCAGCAGUCUGAAUGCGAUCUACAGGUACUACAGUAACCGUGGCGACAGGCCAAAGAUGAACUGGAGUGUGAUUGACAGGUGGCCAACACACCCUCUACUGGUCGAGUGUUUUGCGGAGCAUGUACGAAACGAACUGGACAAGUUUCCCCCUGAGAAGAGGGACGACGUGGUGAUUUUAUUCUCCGCUCAUUCUCUGCCCAUGUCUGUUGUAAACAGGGGUGACCCGUACCCACAGGAAGUUGGCGCUACAGUUCAGAGGGUGAUGGAUCGGUUGGGUCACUGUAACCCGUACAGACUCGUCUGGCAGUCAAAGGUGGGACCGAUGGCGUGGCUGGGGCCGCAGACUGAUGAUGUCAUCAAGGGUUUGUGUCAGCGCGGGAAAAAGAACCUCCUGCUGGUGCCCAUCGCGUUCACCAGUGACCACAUCGAAACGCUGCACGAGCUCGACAUCGAGUAUUCGCAGAUCCUCGGAGAGGAGUGUGGUGUGGAGAACAUCAGAAGAGCAGAAUCUCUCAAUGGAAAUCCUCUGUUUUUCAGGGCAUUGGCUGAUCUGGUUCAGUCUCAUUUGAAGUCAAACGAGCCGUGUUCUCGUCAGCUCACUCUGCGCUGUCCUCUCUGCGUCAACCCCACCUGCGGUCAGACCAAAGCCUUCUUCUCCAGCCAGAAACUCUGACCUUUGACCUCUCCGUCGCCAGAUGCAUCAUUUCAGACCGUGCUGAUGGAGGUGUUCUGCGCCCCCUCUGUGUUGAUGGACGGGAGGGUGUCCCAUUCAAACGCCGCCAUCACUGAAGACGAGCGCACUUUAACCCUCAUUCCAGCCGCGACAUAUUAAACGUCCUCUUCCUGUCCGUCCUGUUUCUCCCAUCAUGCACUUGUGUGAACCCUUUGAGAGUGUGUGCAGUCCAAAAAUACAAAUUAUUAAAAAGUGCAAAAUCAGUCAGCGUGGAAAACUAACAAAAAAUCAUUGAAUCACCCUCAUGUCGUUCCAAACCCGUAUGGUGGGAUGCUUUGAUAAUGUUUUCCAUGCAACUCGUCUCAGGAAGGCAUAUGAUUGUUUUGCUCUUGGAACGGAUGAAAUUUAAGCUGUUAUUCACUGAAAAUCAUUCACAUUGGUUAUCUGAGAGCGUCCGUCUAUCUGUGAAUAACAACUUCAAUUUCAUUCUGAUUCUCGCACAAAGCGAUCGAGCGAUGGGGCUUUUUGUCCUUUUUGGAGCUUCAUAGCUCUUGGUCACUGUAUGGAAAAGAGCAGCUUGGACAUUCUGCUAAACAUCU
Molecule: messenger RNA, 1973 nt
Organism: Xyrauchen texanus (razorback sucker)
Lineage: Eukaryota; Metazoa; Chordata; Actinopteri; Cypriniformes; Catostomidae
Product: ferrochelatase, mitochondrial-like
Exons: 11
Coding region: 148-1374 (408 amino acids)
Biological process (GO): heme biosynthetic process
Molecular function (GO): protoporphyrin ferrochelatase activity
Source: RefSeq, a predicted model, not a curated record